AACUAAAAAUAAUAUUAAUAAACUAUUGAGGUUAUCAUUUCCGGUUAGUGAACAACCACCUUCGACAGCGCUGAAGCAUUAACGAAGUUGACCACUCCAGGCCAGUAGGUAGCAGUAAUAUAAGUUUAUCGUGUAGAAGACGGAAAUAUAGCCACGGCAACCUGGAAGCUAAUGGCGAAAAGCUUGUAAAUGGCUCGAGCGUUUUGUUAUCGAUAUUGCAUUUCCCCCCGAUGCCUCUAUAGUAUUGACAAGUUGUACUUUUAGAGGAGUAUCAUACCAACUAACCAGUGAGUUGUAUAGCUCGAGCGUCAUGCUAACUGUAUGAUAGCAAGGACGACGACCAUCCAUUUAGGUAAUGCUAACGGUGCUUGUUUGAAAGCCUCGUUUCGACAAGACUUCCUAAUAGUUGCAGUUAUACGCAAAGCAUGGCGCUAAAGUCAGGAGAGGAGCGUCUGAAGGAGAUGGAGGCAGAGAUGGCUCUGUUUGAGCAAGAGGUUCUGGGUGGACCGGUGCCAAAGGCGGGAGGCCCGCCUGUCAUGGAGGCUGUACCCGUAGCUCUGGCUGUCACAGCGCUGCCGGUCGUCCGACCAAUCAUUGGCACCAACACCUACAGACAGGUACAGCAAACACUUGAGGCAAGGGGAGCCUUUGUGGGACCUCCACCACCGACCUUUGUUGGGCCAGUCCCUCCAGUACCUGCUCCCCCUCCUCCUCCGAUGAUGAGACCAGCCUUUGUUCCCCACAUCCUGCAGCGGCCUGGUGCUCAGAGGAUCCAUAUCAUGCCUCCUGCUGCCCCUCCUUUGCCACGGCCUCCUCCACCUCCGCCAAUGAUGAUCCCGCCUUCCCUGCAGGGCCAAACACCCCAGGGUGUCUCCUCGCCCAUCCAGCACAUGGCUGCUGCACCUCCGGUCAGCGAUAUGAUGUCUAUGGUAUCCACUCCACCCACAAGACCAGGAGUCCCGCCUUCCAUCAAGUCGGCCCCAACAAUCUUCCAGGCUGCGCCGACUGUUUACUCUGCCCCUCCUGUCACGGUUGGACCCCCCAAAAAUGAUGUUCGAGCCCAGCGGCAAGCCAGAAUGGAGGAGCUGGCUGCUCGGGUAGCCGAGCAACAGGCGGCAGUGAUGGCAGCAGGCCUCCUGGACAGGAGGGACAGCGAGGACAGCAGUGCUGUCAUCGGACCCAGUAUGCCUGAGCAUGAACCUCACAGGGAGGUACACAAGCCUGUGGAAAGUUCAUCGGAUGACAAGAAGGGAAAGACAAAGACUGAGAAGGUGAAGAAGUGCAUUCGAACGGCAGCAGGGACUUCCUGGGAGGACCCCAGUCUGUUGGACUGGGAGACAGAUGACUUCCGUAUCUUCUGUGGUGACCUUGGUAAUGAGGUCAAUGAUGACAUCCUGGCCCGAGCCUUCAGCAGGUAUCCGUCCUUCCUCAAAGCAAAGGUGGUGAGAGACAAGCGCACAGGAAAGACGAAAGGCUACGGCUUUGUCAGCUUCAAAGAUCCAAACGAUUACGUCCGAGCCAUGAGGGAGAUGAACGGGAAGUACGUUGGUAGCCGCCCCAUCAAACUGAGGAAGAGCAUGUGGAAGGACCGGAACAUGGAGGUUGUACGGAAAAAGCAGAGAGAGAAGAAGAAGCUGGGCCUCAGAUAGUCUUCCAUUGACACCCCCCAGCAGAUAUACAGUAUACCCUCCCCUUUUUAAAUAAAGUUAAACCUUCAUACUUAACAUGUCUACUUUUGCUUUUUUACUUAGGACAUACUUGACUUUAUAGUGCUUGUGUUGCCACACCUGCCAACCUUUGCAUGAAAUAUAUUUCAUACGUUUUCUGGGAAAUAAGGGAAAAUCUGGUCGUCUGCUGGAAAGACGUGGCUGCGUACUGUGGCGCGCACGUGUUAUUUUAGUGCCGUAGCUAAAGAUAACAUGAAAGUAUUAAAACGGGAGGGUUGCCAGGUAUGCACAGGGCAUCACUAUCUUGCACCGACAUUGCAUCAGUACGUCGUGUGUGUAUGCUGUACAUUUUAUGCGCUGUUAUUUGGGGUCAAAAGCCCUAUGUGAUGAUACACAUUUAGAUACACGGGUUACGAUACGAUUACAAAAAUAUAUUUUAAAAAUUUGAUAGUGUACAAACGAUACGAUUCGAUGCUACAGU
Dunckerocampus dactyliophorus (ringed pipefish) is the source of this 2148-nucleotide messenger RNA. RefSeq names its product RNA binding motif protein 42 (gene rbm42). Gene Ontology annotation, molecular function: mRNA binding. The transcript is spliced from 12 exons. The record is from RefSeq and is a predicted model, not a curated record. Bases 426 to 1649 code for a protein of 407 amino acids. NCBI's taxonomy places the organism in Eukaryota, Metazoa, Chordata, Actinopteri, Syngnathiformes, Syngnathidae.